CAUCGAUACUGUCAUCGAUAUUUAUGCACCAGCCUAUUCUAUUUUGAUAAGAUCGAAAGUGAAUUUGUGUGCUGGUGGAAGGUAUUAUCUGUCAAUAUCAUUGGCUUUACCGCGAACAUAACUGAAUAAUACCCACUCGUAAGCGCACAGAGUAAUAAAAUAAACAGCUCAGAGAUCAAUUCGCUGGCACAAUGAUUGGUAUACAAUUGUUCAACGAAAUCGGCAGCAUCUUUCGCAACACGCCGACCUUUGCGCUGGUGCUGGAAACUUUGCUGCUGAUCACAGUAGUCUGGCUGCUCUUGCAUAAACGCGGCGGACGUCGCCUGACCAAGGAACAACAGGAGUACCUCAUUGAUCAAUACGAGCCAGAGCCAUUGGUGGGCGAAACAGAUCCCGAGCAUCCAUUGCUACGUACUCGCCUCGUCCAGUCGAAAGUCGGCAAGCGGGUUGUGGUCGACGGACAUGAUUGCUUAAACUUGGCAUCGCACAACUACUUGGGCUUCCUUGAGGACAACGAGAUUCUGGAGGAGGCUUGCAAGUGUUUGCGCAAAUAUGGCGUCGGUUCAUGCGGCCCACGCGGUUUCUAUGGCACCAUGGAUGUGCACUUGGAUCUGGAAGAUCGUUUGGCUAAUUUCAUGGGCCUGGAGGAGGCCAUUGUCUACUCUUAUGGCUUCUCGACGGUCGCAAGUGCCAUUCCCGCCUAUGCCAAGCGUGGCGACAUCAUCUUUGUAGAUGAAGAUGUCAACUUUUCCAUACAAAAGGGCUUGGAUGCAUCGCGCAGCACCAUUGUGUACUUUAAGCACAACGAUGCCAAAGAUUUGGAACGUCUGCUGCAGGAGCAGGAGAAACGCGAUAUAAAGAAUCCCAAAAAGGCGCAGAAAACCCGUCGUUUUCUGGUCGUUGAAGGCAUCUAUAUGAAUACGGGAGAGCUGUGCCCACUGCCCGAGUUGGUUGCUCUCCGCAAGCAAUAUAAGUUGCGUCUGUUUUUGGACGAAACGAUCUCAUUUGGCACACUUGGCAGCCACGGACGCGGCAUCACCGAGUAUCUCAAUGUGGAUCGUGAUGAAAUCGACUUGAUAUCGGCAGGCAUGGAGGGAUCCAUGGCCACCAUUGGCGGCUUCUGUGUGGGCUCCCAUUUUAUAGCCGAGCAUCAGCGUCUGUCCGGCUUGGGCUAUAUAUUCUCCGCCUCGCUGCCACCAAUGCUGACACAAGCAGCGAUUUCAGCACUGGAUCGCUUUGAGCGUGAACCGCAGAUCUUUGAGCAGCUCCAAACGCUGUCACAAUUUGUCCACAACCAGUUCCAAGGCUUCACCAAACUGCAGCUGCGUGGCGAUAAGCUGUCGCCUGUUAAGCAUUUGUACGUGGCCCAGGCUCGUGACAACUUUGAAACAGAGGCCAAGUUGCUUGCGAAGGUGGCCGACAAGUGCAUUGAAAAAGGCGUUGCUGUCGUACAAGCGGCCUACUUACAGGAUAGGGAACACAAGCCGGUGCGUCCAAGUCUAAGGAUCGCUGUCAAUCGUCUGCUGACCAAUGAUGAAGUGUUGGAGGCUUUCAAGCUCAUUGAAUCCGUUUCCAGUGAAGUGCUUUAAGCGCAUUUUCCAUAUGUAUUAUCGUAUCGAUCGAAUUAUGUUUAAUGUUGUUAACGUCCAAACAAACUGCAGCCGUGCACCUGCUGAACUGUUUAUUUAAUAAAGUUGGAUACAAUCUAAAAAA
Molecule: messenger RNA, 1713 nt
Organism: Drosophila nasuta
Lineage: Eukaryota; Metazoa; Arthropoda; Insecta; Diptera; Drosophilidae
Gene: Spt-I
Product: serine palmitoyltransferase subunit I
Exons: 6
Coding region: 192-1589 (465 amino acids)
Biological process (GO): sphingosine biosynthetic process; ceramide biosynthetic process
Cellular component (GO): endoplasmic reticulum
Molecular function (GO): pyridoxal phosphate binding; serine C-palmitoyltransferase activity
Source: RefSeq, a predicted model, not a curated record